Melopsittacus undulatus (budgerigar) is the source of this 5185-nucleotide messenger RNA. RefSeq names its product coiled-coil domain containing 85C (gene CCDC85C). The transcript is spliced from 6 exons. Lineage: Eukaryota; Metazoa; Chordata; Aves; Psittaciformes; Psittaculidae. Gene Ontology annotation, cellular component: apical junction complex. The coding region runs from base 342 to 1520 and encodes 392 amino acids. The record is from RefSeq and is a predicted model, not a curated record.
UUGCCCGGGGUAAGUUGACCGAUCCCCAUCGGAGACUUCGUUCGGAGGCGCAGCGCUUGGCUCCCGGCUCCUGCCGCCCCAGCCCCUUUGGGGGGAUCGCCUGUUUUUCCUCUCCCUUUUCCCCCCGGAUUGGUUUUAUUAUUAUUGUUAUUAUGGGAUCUGUGGAGAAGCAGGUCUUCCGCUCCGGCGUUGCUCUUCGUCGUUGUCCAACGCUCUGCGGAGAGCUAUAGUAUUUCUUUCUCGAAAUGCUGCAGUGAAUUUUAGUCCCAGAAAAUCAGACGAACAAAAUAAUCCGAAUAACCCGAACCAUUUGUUACCGUGCGAGAGCGAACGCUGCACAGAUGAUGGCAAAAAAUUCCCUGGAAGGGUCUAAGGAAGACCUGAGCAAAAUUUCGGAGGAGGAGAUGCUGAGGUGGAGCAAGGAAGAGCUGGUGAAAAGACUGAGGAAAGUGGAGAACGAAAAGAUGAACUUAAUGGUGGAACACGGCAACUUGAUGAAGGACGUGAACCGGCGGCUGCAGCUCCACCUGCACGAGAUCCGCGGGCUGAAGGAGGUGAACCAGAAGUUGCAGGACGACAACCAGGAGCUGAGGGAGCUCUGCUGCUUCUUGGACGACGACCGGCAGAAAGGCAAGAAGCUGUCGAGGGAAUGGCAGCGCUUCGGGAGACACACGGCCAGCGUGAUGUGGAAGGAGGUGGGCAUGUACCAGCAGAAGCUGAAGGACCUGGAGGCCAGGCAGGAGACCCUCCUGCGGGAGAACGUGGAGCUGAAGGAGAUGGUGCUCAUGCUGGACGAGGAGCGGAGCGGGGCCGGCUCGCGAAGUUCCAUCGACAGCCAGGCCAGCCUGACCAACCUCAACGGCGGCUCUGCCACCCGGGACGUGGGGGACGGGAGCAGCACCUCCAGCACGGGCAGCGCCGGCAGCCCCGACCACCAUCACCACCACCUCCACCACCACAAGGCCGGCGAUAGCAAGGCCGGGGCCAUGCGGAGGUCUAUGGAUGACCUGUCCGCGCCUCUCCACCACCGGAGCAUCCCUAACGGCCUCAACGAUUCAUCUUCCAACUAUAUCAGGCAACUUGAAACAAAAGUGAAACUGCUGGAGGAUGACAACAAGCUGCUUUCCCAGCAGUCCAGCACAGGGGACCUGAGGACUCUGAGGAAGGGGUUGUCUCCGUACCACUCUGAGUCACAGCUCUCAUCACUGCCGCAGUAUCAAGACGCCCUGCAAAAUGGACCAGCUCGCAUGACAUCUGAUCUUGCAUCUUCUCCUGCAGCAGGAUACAUGCCUGUUGGUCAGAAGCCAGAGGCUGUUGUGCACGCUAUGAAGGUCCUUGAGGUCCAUGAAAAUUUGGACAGGCAAAUGCAAGACAACUAUGAAGAAGACCUGAGUGAAAAGGAGAAGGCGAUCGUUCGUGAAAUGUGCAAUGUUGUCUGGAGAAAGCUGGGUGAUGCUGCGAGCUCCAAACCCUCCAUCAGGCAACAUCUGUCAGGAAACCAGUUCAAGGGUCCCUUGUAGGAGCGGCGUCCGGGAGGCCGGAAGGGAUUGAUUCUGUGAAGACUGAAGAGGCAGAGUUCAGCGUUUCUGGCUGCCUGUUCUUUGGGAGUUGGGGUUGCGAUUUUUCAGGGUUUUCUUUUUUUCUUUUUUCCCCCCAGCUUUUUUUUUUUUUGUAACAAUAGUGUAAAUAUGGCAGCUAAAGGCCUGAUUUCCAGGCUGCGGUGCUCUGGAACUGCUGUUCAAUGGGUAACCAUCCAGUAAUGCCAGACUUGCAUCAUUUGUAUUGUAGUUCAAACCUGCUUUGUUGUAAUGGUCUGUUUGUAGAAUUAACUAACUCAAGAAAAUUUCUAUGAGGAACAAGAACCCUUAAACUGCAGAGAAGUCACAGUUUGUAUCACUCCUGUCCACCCACUUGUCAGUGAUUCAUAGUGGCUCCAGGCAGCACCUUCCAAGGAAAAUGCAACUUGAAUUUGUUGGCUUACUGCCUGCUAUGCUCUUGAGCUGCUAACACUUGCAUUUGGAGGUCCUUAUUCAGAAGAAUGACAUGCAACUGUUUUCACAAAGCACUGUGGAAAAUACUGAGUGGUGAUCUAAAAACGCCAGCACCACUCUGCAUUCUAUGGUGGUACUCACCACACAAGCCUGCAGAAAGGCAUGAGACUCCGUAUCAGCUAUUAAUGAACUAUUUUUCCUUAAAAAUGACAUGAGAUAUCUGCAGUCACAAUGUGAAUUAAGUCAUUUAGCCACACACCAGUAUUCCCUACAAACAUGGCAGCACUUUCCCUGUAAAUCUUCUACUACAAUUAGUCAGAAACUGCCAUCCUCACAGUGCUUGUGGUGUUCACAGGAUCUUCAAGAGCAGCAAACCUUUCACAUAAGGAAGAUUCGGGUGUUUUUUUAAUGUUCUUGCUGGACCCCUCACCUAUACUGGUUCCUCUGUAAGGUGGCCGAACAACAACCUUGUGGAGCUGAAUAAAAACACCAUAAACACAGGCUGUCGGCUGAGACUACUUUCUGCCAUUCAAGCUUUAUUUUUGUUAAUGAACCAAAACAAGUGAGUUUUCCCUCUUCAAAUGGUUGUAUAUAAAACAAUGGGACUUACAUUCUGCUAUUGUGGAGUAGCUGCUUGUAUAGUUGUAAGAAUUUGCCCCCCUUCUUUUCCAAGUUGUCAAAGCAGCUGCCCCUGUAUUUCAUUAGAUGUUCUUUCCCAAUAGUCCAGGCAAGCAAGGCUGGGUUGUUAAACUCAUUGGUGUGAAAUAAUUUUAAAGACAGGCAUGCGGAAAGAUCAAAGCCUCCUCUUCAAAUGCAUUGAUUAUAGUGAUUAGUUUGAAGAUUUAAUGACCUCAAAUACCAUCACUUUCUUUUUAUCUCCAUAAGAAUCGGUCACAGCUACAGACAGAUGAAUUAACUGGACAGGUUCUUCCUCUUAAAUUAAUUUGUGCUACCAGUUGAGUUCUUUGAUUUGUGGUAUUGUGUUAACAAGAGGCACCGAUACAAUACCAAGGAGCCCUUGCUGCAAGUUAUGAAAGGUAAUUGGUCCCAUGGUAUACAAUAAACUAGCUGCCUGUGUGAAGAAUUUGCAGUGUCAGAGCUGGAAUCUGUAACCAGUAAAAAAUAAGAGAAGGAUUACAAUCAAAAUACACAGUAUCCAGUAAGAGUAAGCACCACUUCAUUAUUCAUUUCAGAAACAAAAAUGUAACAGUCGAGUAGGUUAUUUUUUAAAAACCAAGAACCAUCCCCCAAAACACAGACACAUACUCUCACUUUUAUAUUACCUGUAGCUUAUUUCAUACUGAGUAAGAAUUUCAUACUCAGCGAACACUGAGUUAGCUAACUCUUAAGUGUAGUAUUAUUUACAUCUUAUGGAGUCAGGAAAAAUCCAUUCUAGAGUCUGUCUCCUUUAAAAUAUAGCAUCUUUGGAGGAUUGUGGAUUUCCUCCCCUUCACCUUGUGUUUUGACCACCAGUUUCUAGUCACCAUUGAUUACUUGUCUUCCUCCUUUACAAUUUAUACCUUAAGAUUGUUGUACCAGAAAAGGUGAUGUAAAGCAGAGACAUCAUUCUUCCUUAGCAUCUAAUAUUGAACAGAGGGUUACUUUAAUCUGUGCUUGAAAGCCCAUUCUAAUUUUGGUGGCAUGCAAUCGCUGGAUUAAGUGAAGAAUUUAAGCAUAUUGGGAACAAGGUUAAUUUGCGUCAGUGAAUUUUAACUAAAGCAAUGCAAAUGUUGCCAGCACUUGUAGAGUUGUGUCGAUGAGAUGCUUGCUGUUUUAGGAGUGCAUUAGACUAGCAGGUCCUCUGAACAAGACAAGAACUGUAUUACUAAUCCGAUAACUAAUCUGAUUACUAAUCUGUCCAGCUAUGUAAUAAUACUCUAAUAUUCCCUGUUAUCAAAUCUCUCAAAAUCUGUUCAAUUACUUCAGACAAAGCUUGUUUUAUUCUACCUGCAGAUCUCAUCUCUGAAGGAAAGAGUGCUGCAGUUGAGGUCUACUCAUGAUGCAAAUCCUGAAGAGCCAGUUUACAGGGUAGCCAGUAGUUUUGCUGAACAACCUUUAUACUCUUAGAUUCCAUUUUUGUUAAGAUUCUCUUUGGCAGCACAUCUUCAGUGUAAAAGGUGUGUCACUGAUACUGCAAAAGAACAUAUACUGUACGUUGGGAUGUUCUUGUCUGUGGGCUUUUAGAAUUGCUACUCUUCAUAGUUAGCUCCAUUUGAGCUGUAAAGUGUCUUCCUUGGGUAAAACGAUGCUCAAUGACUUUACAGGAUGACUUGGGUGCUGAAUUUUCAGUUGUCUAAAAAGAUGGUGUCUAUGCAUAUUUAGAUGCAUUCACCUAUGUGCUAAAUCUUCUGUGAAAGCUAUCUGAGGAGCUUUAUAUAUUCAGUUGGAGGGAAGCAUCCCUUGAAAUAGUGGCCAUUAAUUUGAUGUAUUUUGAGCAAUAGUCCAAGUUAAUUUCCUCAAGAUUGAAGCCCUGGGUUCUGCAAUCCUCUAACAAAGAAAGCAUCCAUUGUUUACACAUGGACUUUGCUUACUUAAGGAAAGUAAAAUCACAUCCUUGACUUUCACUGGAGUGGCUGAAGUAAGCAGCAUUUUCCUAACAGUUUUGGAAAUGCUGUGGUGUAACCAGCUUCAGCUGGCUCUCUGCACCUUGAGAAGACUGCUGAGCACAACCUUGUUUAAGAAUGGCACAUUUUUUAUCCAAAUACUAGAUAUAAAAAGAAAUCAGUGUUAAAGUGACCUUUUAUCUUUCUAAAAGCUGUGGGGGAAGAGUACUACUGAUCUUCUUCAAAGUGCAUGACUGUAAAGUGAUAAAAUUGUAUAUUUUUCAUAAUGUGGGGAAAGUCUAUUUGUGCUGCUUUAGAAAUCAGUUUUAAAGUUUGAUUUCUGUUAAACCUGUGAUCUUACAGCCCUGCUCUAUUUUCUGUAUAUGAUUUACAAAGAACUGGAAAAGUCAGCACCUGCUGUUGUGUAUAUAGCAAAAUUCUUUAGACCUUAGCACGCGUUUUUACCUGUUAUUGAACCACUCUGGCUUUUUGGGGGCGGGCAAGUAAUAGUACAGAUUUUUUUAAUAAUGUGUGUAAAACAUUCAUUUGAAAUAUUUUAGUAAAAAUGAAGUAAGAGAUUGAUUGUGAUAGUGUAUACUUCUAGUUGAAUAAAAUAAAAUACAUCCUUUUUAAAUAAACUGAUGAAUAAGG